AUGCUACGUCGACAGAGCGUCAAGUCCAAGCCGGAUCUCAGACGCCGCAAAUCAACUUCGUCAGCAACCCACGGAGUCCAUCUCGAACACCUCGAUCCAGCCGUCGCUCAACGAGACGCCCAGGUUGCGGCCUGUCAGGCGUUUACUCGAGCUCAAGACCGGAGUGCCAAGGCAGACAUGUCACUCUUUCCACCGACACCCGAUAGCUCUCCACGUCGGACACAAGCAGCUCGGAGCGGUACUAAACCUGAAGCGAGCAAUACUCCUCAUCACGGACGGGAAAACAGCCAAGAUCUUCACCGUAGACAGAGCGUGCGGUUUAUGGGACCAUGUUCUGUCAAAGGAGAGAGACGCCUUGGUCAAGGGGCUUACUCCCACACCAAACGAAACUCCAUGGACGUUUCCCAAGCCACUGCGCAACUACAACCCAACGAUCAAGAUUCUAGCAGCGUUCACAGUUAUAGCUUGGCCAACAACGUCAAAGAGCUUUCGAUUAUACACCAGUCACACCAACCCCCCAAGACUUCGCCUUCAGCUCCCGUCACCGGUCUUGCAGCCGACUAUCUCCAUGCUCUUGUCGCCAGCGAAGAUUACUACACGCCAGAAGAUAACAUCGCCUCUGCUCCAUCUUCAUACCGUCGUAUCAGAAGGUCCAGAUCAAUGUUCACCUCCGAAGAUCCCGAGAGCAGAAAAAGUCAAGACGACGCCGUGUCGUUUGUUGAUGGUAGAGUGCCCCCUUCCAGGUCAACGCUGGGUAACUCUAGCCACAAGGCGCUCUCCAGUGGCAAGGAGAAUGAUCCCAUGACGGGGCUGCCACCACUGAGGACACCAAAGUCGAUGAGCUUCUUGAGGACUCGGAGCACUCACUCCAGGUCUGACACACAUAGGACCAGCAUGGACCAAAUGCAUAGUCCCCUUGAAGCCCCCAGUGUGCUGGGAGAUAGGUCCCAUGCCAGCGAACGAGGUACACCACGCCUUGUAUCCAAAGCUUCAACAAUCUUCAGUUCAAAGAAUCGAAGAGCCGAGCCCAAGUUGCGAAAGACGCUUCGAAGCGCCAGCUGUGGCGAUGACUUGGCUGAAACAACCCAGAACCUGACGCUUCUAACCACACCAUCGGGAAAAGACGAUGGCUUUAAGCACAAGGCCAGGAAGGUCUCCAAAUCCUUGAAAACAAAGCUGAAGAGUUUCUUCAAUCUCACCAAAUCCGAGGACUCGUGCACAAUCCCGGUUCAGCACAUCGACUCUCAGAGAACCCAUGUCGUUGACGAUGUUGGGUCAAUGCACUCCACAGCAUCGGAUCAAGAGGUCGCGGAGAAGAUCGAAUGGGGCUCGAUUCAUCGAGUGCCUUCAAAGAUCCCCUCCCUUCAGGUUGUCCCAUCCAACCUCCAUCACUCGAAUAAGGGAAGCCUUGAGAGUCUCAGGAGUGAACGAGAACGCAAUGUCUCGGAUGAUCAAUCAUUGACCACCUGGGUGCACUCGGGUCCUAGCACACUUACCAGUCAGCAACAAGAAGAAUGGAGAGAAUGGGAGCGGCAACGUCUUUCCAUUAUCAAGGAAGGCGGCCCGCACGCUCCCUCACCGUCGAUUCGCAGACAAGCCCUCGGGGCUCACCUAUUUCAACGCUUUGACGGCUCUACCACACAAACUAACCCGCCUGGUCCAGGCGUGGAUAGCCAGCGAGUCUACUCUGCGUUGAUGAAGCGGGUGCGCGAUAUGCACAAUCAGACGUUCUCAACAGUGGAACAGCAACGCGAAUUUGGGAGUGUGCCCCACGGAUCUCUUCGUGAGAGAUCUUCGCUUCGAUCUCUGGGCAAAACACAACAUCUUCACCUAGAUACAGAUCAUAUCGAUACUCCAACCCGCGCUCCAAGAAAGAGCAGUUUGUCUGGAUAUCAAGAAGCUCAAGAUCACCAAGAGGCAAUGCGUUCUUCGUCUGCCACGACGUCACAGUCGGUUGAAACCGGAUGGGGCGAAGCAAAAGGAGCUCGAGCCACAUUCCAAGCUGGCAGGUCAAAGACCGCCCCUACUCCCGCAGUUAACUCACAGAAAGUACAUCAAGAUCCCUUCACAGAGCAUGUCAGUCAUCCACUUGAAGUUCAGGAUUAUCAGUCUGGAGGUCAACAGCCCCACGACAACCUGGGUCAGAACUCAGCCGCCUCAAACACACCCGGGUCACAUCUGUUCCGGACAACAAGUCCGUUCCGCCGUAGUUUACGCGAGUCCAUGGAGGCCGAAUACAGUGCUAUAGCACAGGCAAUCCAGGAGUCGAUCCAUUAUACCAGCUCCGAUGACAACACGCAAGUCCGCUACUCUGGUCAGUUCGACCCUGCCUCAAAGGAUAGGGCCGAGGUAACGGACAACAACGAUUACACUGAGAGUGUGUAUUCCACAGACGAAAUUGGACCCGGUCUAUCUAAUGGGACAAUGGAUGAUAGCUACAGUCUUCGCAACAGGAGAUCUGUAGGCUCACCUCUGGCUUACCAGCCGGCGGACCAUCGGAUUGAGUCUUCCGCCAGCUCUGUUGACUGGAAGACGUGGCUAUCAGCAAAUGUUGGCAAGAAUGAAUCAUCUCCCUCGACUCCAGUGGAAGUUGAGUACGCCAUUCCUACGAUGCCCAAUAGCUUUCCCAAUCGUCAUGUGCGUGAGUCAACGCAGAUCAACGAAGACUGCGAGGAGGAGGAUGAGGUGUACUAUCCUCCAACCCAUCGACCGUCACUUCCGAUUUCUCCCUUGGCGACAAUCGAGCCCAACGUUGUGAAGUUAUCGCCAGAACAACGCUCUAUCAAGCGUACCACGCCACCUCUUUCCGGUAGAGCUAUGCUCGAGAAUGAUAGCCCAGGCGCUCCUCCUAUUCCCGCAAAGAGUGUUUUGAGAUGCACCCCUUCGCCACUUAAGCGUUCUGGUGGCGAUAGAGGUCACUACAUGUCACCUUCGAUCACGUCCAGUCCUGGUUUAAGUGCGGCAGUUCAACGUCAGUUUGGACCGGUGUCUACCAGGCAGAACGGCAAUGCGCUUGAUCGUCAUAGACAAGUUGACUCCUCUGAAGAUGAACAUGUACGCCCAGAAUUUGGAGCAGUGGCAGACAAUAGGGGCAUGGGAAAGUUCAAGAUCUCGCAGAUACUGGAGGGAGGAUUUCGUCAGAGAGUAGCGAGCAGUGACAGCAGCGCGGCAGCCUUUCUUUAA
This is a messenger RNA of Sordaria macrospora k-hell, 3183 nucleotides long. RefSeq lists its product as uncharacterized. NCBI's taxonomy places the organism in Eukaryota, Fungi, Ascomycota, Sordariomycetes, Sordariales, Sordariaceae. The record is from RefSeq and is a predicted model, not a curated record.